Messenger RNA from Spirometra erinaceieuropaei, 9237 nucleotides. The record is from the annotation of a GenBank genome assembly. NCBI's taxonomy places the organism in Eukaryota, Metazoa, Platyhelminthes, Cestoda, Diphyllobothriidea, Diphyllobothriidae.
AUGCGUGCCCAAUGCGCGUCCGCCGCCCACUGGAGUUCAUGCGGUUGUGAAACCGGCCAGGACAGAGAGGACAGCGGCAGCAGGAGUCACCUCUGUGGUGCUGCAUCGCCUCAGGCAAUGGAGGGUGUUCUGCUGACGAACUGUAACAAACAGUCGCUUAACAGUCCUGCGACCUCCAAGGACGACGACUUUACCAACCAUGUGCCCUCAACCACCUCCGACUCCUCCCAGGUGGACAUCCUGAAGGAAUACAAGGUGUCCAGUAGGUAUUCGACUGGUCCGCAGCAGUUUCAACACAUGAGACGCGAUUUUUACUCACCUCGGCCGGCCGCCACGUCACAUUUUCCCUCCAGUCGGUUCCUCUACCUGUGGUCUGGCUGGAUAAGUCUUGUUAGUUUGUACAACCUUUGGAUCAUCAUCUACAGGUAUGCCUUUGACGAGGUGCAGUCGAGCACAGUUAAAAUUUGGUUCACGCUUGACUACACUGCGGAUUUCUUCUACAUUCUGGACAUUCUGCUGGGUCUGCGGACACCGUUUCUGCAGGACGGAAUACUCCAGCGAGACCCGCAGAAGACGCGGAAACAUUACAUGAAUUCUACGCGAUUCUACAUUGACUGUCUCUGCUUAUUGCCCCUAGACUUUUUGUACCUUUCAAUAGGGCUCAACUCGUUGGUGCGAAUAUUUCGCACAGUAAAAGUCUACCGAAUUUGGGAUUUUGUAUAUAGAGCCGAGCGCAUCGUCAGGAGGUCUAGUUUGCUUCAUGUCGCCAGGUGGAUUUUAUUCAACCUUAUUUUUAUACACUGGAAUGCCUGCCUUUAUCGCUGCAUCAUGAAUUCUGCGGGUUUCCAUGAGGACCUUCGAGGUCGUUCAAAUAUUCCUCUUGUCCAUCACGACGGAAACGUUGGACCGGCAUCAAAUGACACCUCAAACGUUCCGUGCGCCUUUGCCAGUUAUCUGCAUUCCCUGUUUUGGAGUUUACGCUGUAUGAUCAUGCUUCAUCCGAUUCCCGCUAGAGACGACUUUAACGAGUUCAUCUAUGGCUACUUCGUCAUCGAGGCCCUGAUCGGUGUUCUGCUGCUUGCAUUGCUUUACGGAAAGAUAAACAACGCUAUAGGCAAUUAUGACGCAACUCAGAACGAAUUUCAGGGUAAGUGAGUUGUGUAGUGCUCUGGCAUUGCGAUAAACCACACACAGCCUAUUUAUAUUUUAUGUGGCGCAUUUGAAAGAGGUCCACAUGCUGUAAGUAAUACGGUGCAAGCAGAAAGCAUUUAAGCGGCCAUUUAUGGCGCAUUUGCAGACAUGAACUAAAUUGCACGAGAAUAAAAACUUAGAUCUUAAAACGUGUCUAGUGGUAUUCUUCUUGAAGGAUCAACCUCUGAAAUGUACUCAUGUUCCUUGGUCUGCCAGAAAUUCAAGAUGGACUUUGAGCGCCUUGUUGCUGGUCUCCUGAACAAAACCUAUGUGCACAAUUUGUGUUUUCGCAAUCAGUCAGUUUAGGUAACCACAAGUGUAAAUCCCAUUGUUCAAUGUAAAAAAAUAGCCGGAAUGUCAUUACUGUAGACUUUUACUAGGUGCAUUCCGGGUUCGAAAGAAUGACCAUGUGCCCUAGCGAUAGACCUUUUUCCGAUAUAUUUUAUGGAAACUAUCAUUCAGCUGAUCACUUCAGCGACCUGCAUUUGGCGAGCAUUAAAAUCCUCACGGUAUUGAUAUUAGCCGACCAAACUUUGUAUCGAUGCGUUUUAAAACCAUCCAACCGAUUGCACGUCAUCCUGCUUGCCAGCGUAACCAUUCGUGAGCUACAGAUGAUUCAGCAACCUCUGUUUUAUUCUAAUUACAAUUAACCUUCAUCGAUAUCUCUUGUUUAAAUUAUCGUGUCCUCGUCACAGGGAGGUUAGUAUGUCAACGCCUGUCACGAUUUCAGCCUUGCUUGUCAGAUAAUUGACUUUUUAAUUCAAAAUGGAGACCGAAUACGAGAUUUUGAUUUUUCCAGGUGUACGGUUCAGACAUAUUCAAUUCAUAGAACACUAACGCGUCGCCGAUUUUAUGACUUGUGGAGAUUCCAGAAAUAAUGAAAAACCACAUCUACACCAUUAAGAGCUAGUUGCUUUAAUUAAUUCGAAAUAAUAGUCUAAAGGAGUAGGCAUUUCAAUAGAUAAACAGUUCAUGAACUUGCAUGCCUAAGGACGACGAUAUAUUAUCCGUGUUUGCCAAAAAUGGGACUGCAGGCGACAAUUAAAGGGCUAUUAGUUGAAGGCUGUCAGAUAAGGAACUUUAUCAUCAUAGGUGAUGCUGGUAGGUCCAAAACCAAGGGCUUUUAGCGUUGACCUAUGAUCAAAACUGUUUUGUGCUUUAUCUGUCGCAGGUUUCCUGCGCAUUACCAUUCCACGCGCAAGUGCUGCUUUCUCCAAUGUGUUUAAAUACGCAAAUGACACGUCGUUGGUAAUAAUACGACAGCUCUUUAACUUAGAUAAAAAUGACCGGCUAUGUCUUUGUACGAAAUCUCAGACUUUCUAUUCUAACAGUCAGACGCCUAGGGAAAUCUAAUUGGGCCGAAACACGCUGAGAAAUUGGUGCGUUCUGUUGAUGUAGUCCAUAAAUACAGGCGACUGUUCGCAUGAUAAACUCUGUGCAAAAGAAAAUCUUAACGGCAUGUGCAGCAAAUAUGCUAACUCUUGAAGUGUUAACUGAAAUUUUGGAAUGCGUCUUGGACCCGGAAAGCACACUUAAGUCGGAUUGCAACGCCAAUUAAAUGCAACAGUUGCAAUUCAGUUGCUUCAGGAUGUCAGCCUCCGUACGAACGUCUUUACAAAUGACUGCGAAAGCUGCACACUGUAAAAAAUGACAGCACGCCUAGUGUGAAUUUUUUUUCAUUGCCUUUCGAUACCCGUGGAAAUUCAAAUAUAUGUCAGAGAAAACACACACAAAAUAUCCGUUCUUUCUUUUAUGUGGUUGCAAAUUACGUCUUGUUCAAAUUUUGUACUUGACGAAAGGAUAUAUGUCGGUUUAAAAAGGGUUUUCAAUCGCAAGAUUUUUUCAGACUGUGAAAUGCCCCUUCAUAAAACAUCGUGUGGCUACGUUUACUAAUGUUGCUUGUAAAGUUUAUAAUCUGGUUCAAAUUCACUGCUAAAUUUUAUGAACACUAUAUGGUUUGCUCUUAAUAGCGUAUAAAAUGUAUUAUUCUUUGUACAUGAAAAAUAUACAGCAUGAAGCUUGGAAACCCUAAGUUCAAGUGCAAUGGUAGGCCGGGUCCAAUAUCAUUCGCAGAUUGGAGAAGUUCUUUAAAACCAAAUGAUACUAUUUCCUUAAGUAGAACAUUAAAAGAAAACGUAAUGUUCUACAAAAUGGACGAAAGAAUGAAAAUUUGUAUGCGUAUUUCCAGUGAAGUAUAUUUCAAUAUAUAAGGCCAUGGAAGAUUCAAGAGCAAAAUUCACACUACUUAAGUAGUUAUUUUUUACGGAGUAUGGUGUUUGCAGGCAACCGGUAAGAUGUUCCUGCGGAAGCCGGCAUCCUGAAGUAACUAAAUUGUCUUGAAAUUAUGUUGCAUGGUAAUUAAUAUUGCAACCCUACCUAAGUAACCUUUUCGAGGUGAAAAUAAAUUUCAAAAUUUCGGUUAACAUUCCAUGAGUUAGCACAUCUGCUGUACUUCGGUUCAACUCCUCUGAGCGCAUGAAUAAUUAUAUGCAAAGAUUACUCAGGUAGUUUGAUUACCAACACCUCCUACUUUGGUCCGUCAACAGAGGCUCAGCUCUUUGGGAGAGUGACUACCUGCUUUCUUCUGAUUGGUCGGUGUGUGUGGGCGCCUGGAUGUAGGUCGGCCUAAACGACUGCUUGUACGCCCUGUAGCUCAGGCGUCAGUUGCCGCGACCAGCGAAGCAGAAACGAACCGAGAGGUUGCCGUAGAAGUUUUUCGAAGGCCAAGGCGCCUAUCACGCAGACGUACAUGGCGCUAUAGAAACCAAGGUCACACAGGCACCUGGUCGUUAAAAACAGCUGAUUUUGACGCGUAUACAGACGCCCCCAGUGACAUCAUAGUUGACAAGUGUACCCUCUCCCAUGGCAAGCUGAAGCGGGAUAGCUAAAUGUCAGACACAGUAACCACCUAAGAUGAUAGUUUUACAUCCGUCUGUCGAAUUCUUUUUAGGUGGGGAAAUAUCACGCAAGGCUUUCAUGCAAUGAUAUACGUUCAGGUGCUGGUUUAUCUGUUUAAACCCUUUCAUGGUAGCCUAAACUCGGGAGCUUAACGUUGGCGAAGACAUUAGUUAAACAAUGAAAUGUGAUGGGAAGAAAAGUGGAGAAUCAAUAGAAGACCCCAAAGUGAAAGAAAAUGAAAAAAAACGCUGGGUAUUUUUAUGGGAAAAAAACCAUACAGGAUGGAAUAAGAUGAAAUCUAAGCUGCUCAAAGAAAACAAACAUCAUAGAAAAAAUGUGUUUAUUCAUGUCGAUAUACAAGCGGAAUUAUAAACGCUUAGCGCUGUAAUAAAACAUCUAUUAAGAAAUGCAAAUUUUAUUUCAGUCAGCUUUCUGAGGUGUUUUAAACAAGAACGAGGGUGAAAAAUUAUGGAUUGUGGUCUGGUACUAUAAAAAAUUCGCCUUGGGAAAAGUGCAAAUUUGCCUUUCGGGCUGGUUGAUAUUUUUGCUUUCGAGGGGUCUCAUAGCGUCAAACAACAGUUGCGCGCGUAAGAAUAGGUUUGAUUUAACUAGAUGUCCAAAGUCUUUGUUAAUUCUUGAAAGAACCAGGGCACGUUAACAAACAUUUCUUGUACCUUUAUCUUACUCACUAACAUCAACAGUAAGAAUAUGAUAUUGCUCCUCCAGUAUUUCAUGUUUUGAGCUAGUCAAAGUAUAUGGAAUACAUCAUCUUUUACUGGAAGGUAAACGUACUCCCAUCUUACAUAAAAAAUUAUGCAGUUUUGAAUUACCUGGAAAAACUAAAUUUGGCAACCUUUGAAAAGGACUUUCAGUUAGUCAGCGCGAAGAAAGUGAUUUCUUCCCUAACCUGAACAAAUGCAUUUUCCAAAAAAGAUCUGGCAUGGUUGUUUAUGACUUUUUUUUUAUCUAACGAGGUAAUCCUACUGAGAACAUAAAACUCCAUGUUAGUAACCUCACCUAGGCUGAAACCAGCUUAACACUUUCGCAGUGACCUCACGUCAAAGAAACAUAAAAACCACUGCACAAAAUUAUUUGCUAAAAUGACGCAUUUGACAAUUUAUUUUCCCUCUGAGGUUGUUAGUAGGAUAAAUCUGAGCGUUUAUUAACAUAUUUUUGCAUUGUGAUACCACCCGCUUCAAAUCCUUCAGUCUUCCUUCUUGCUCCUGAGACUGGUUCCGGUAGAGUUAUGAAGUCAGACAUUUUUACUUGCAUGGCUGUAGGUCAGCUGGACGAGUUCAAAAGUUUCCUGAUUGAUCGAAAGGCUCCCGAGGCCCUGCAGCGAAAGGUCAUCUCCUGGUUCGAUUACCUCUGGCGUCAGAGCAGAAUACCGGAUGAGCAGAAGGUCUUCAGCCAUCUGCCAGAUAGUCUGAAGGCAGAAAUCGCCAUUCAUGUCCACCUGGACACGCUGAAACGGGUUGACAUUUUUCAGGACGCUGAGGAGGGCUUCCUAUCUGAACUCGUCUUGCGUCUGCGGCCUGCCCUCUACUCGCCUGGUGAUUACAUUUGCAGGAAAGGUCAGAUUUUAUUCCUCUUGACUGCCUCCAUUACGACCUUUCAUCUUAAUUUGAACCCAUAAUUUUCGUUGAUCUUUUGACAUUUACAAAAAAUCUUAUUUUUAUCAUUUUUCUUCAGCUGUUACAUAAACAAAUAUCCUGUCGACUAUAACAACCAUCAACAAUUUUAGAAAAAGCAGGCCACUAGAUGCUCAACCACUUUGUUACCAACUAAGCCAUUGAGUUUCGAUAGAAAAAAAUAAGAGAGUUGAAUCAUCAUUUUUUAACUCGCACCUAUGCGUAUUUCGGUUAUUGCUACUUAAGAGACGGAGUGCGCUUCUGUUGUAAGAACAUCAGUAGUGAAGUAAAGCGUACUUCAAAACUAUAGCAAAAACAUGAGAGAACAAAGGUCUCGCAAAAUUGAGAGAAAAACAUCUGGAUGACUACCAGGUUAGCAGACUGGACCGCAGUUCUUCAGAGUCGAGGCAUUGCCAUUCUAUUGAUCUCGCAAAGGCAGUAAUAGUAUAAUGGCAGAAUGUUUACGUUGAUGAAAGGCGCCAGUUCGGGAUUCAUAGAAUGACCUGGGCGAUAUGAGACAAGAUUACUAAACUCAAUUAUCUUUUAAAAAACCCGAUUAUUGGAGAGACUGUUCCUUGCAGCCCGCUGCCGUACGAAAUUGAAUAUUGACUUAAGUAUUACUGCUCCCACACAGAGAAUAAUUCUGUUGUGUUAAGAAUGGGGAUGCAGGCUAAAAGAUUCACGAAUGCCGGAGCCACAGAAACAAGCAACCGAUUUGUGCCCGCCAGUCCGUAUAAUGAAUGCAAGUUAGGAAAUAAUUACUUCAGGAUGCUCCAAUCCGAGUUUUCUCUUAGUGGAAACGUCUAGGAAAACGAUAUUGCAAACAAACGAAACAUCGAAAAGCCCAAACAUCUAUACACAAGAAUCGUCCGCUGAAUUCCGAGUAGUAAAACGACAAUGCGAAUUGAAGUGAUCGAAAAGAUAAAAAUUCCAGCGUCGCUAGACUGUGCGGUAACCAAAGUUCAAGAAUCGAAAUAUAUAGCGAAGCAUGCCCUUUUUAGGAAAGCCAGAACUUGUCAUCUUCAAAAUAUACUCAUAGCGCCACGGCGAGCACACCGACAUAUAACAUGUUUAUUAGAUUUUGUAUGAAACAGCAGUAUACACGUAUUGAAACCAGAUGCCAUAAAGUCGGUGGAAAUAAUAGUAAAAAGGAAAGUGGUUCAAGGAUUUUCUGCAUGCAAGCCUAAUUCCACGAAACUAUGGGAAAUCCCAGAAAACGAUUAGAAAAACGAUUUAUUAACACCCACAAUACCUUACAAUAGACGUUUUGGAAAUAAAAUCAUGAACGAUGCACUGUUACUUUCAAGGUCAUCGAGCUGGAGUAUAAAAGCAGAACUGACUGGCAGAAUCCAUCCAUGCAACGAAUUUACGCGACUUAUCUUAGACAUUUAGAUGGCUGUAUUUCAUGUGGGAUAAGGAUUGACAGGCGGUUAUCGCGACCGAUCUUAAGGUGAGAUUUUUUACUGUCAGAAUAUGUUCCAAAGCAACUAACAAGAAAUCCAAAAAUGCCAUGUAGUUAGGAAGACUGCGAAAAUGUCUUUCCAAAACCGCCUAGCAUUGCUGAUGACGCAAGUGAAUUUCGAAUUGGCGGUAUGUUUAAAUAUUGUUAAGAAUAUUUCGACCAUUGCGACAUGCCAAAAACCUUAACUUACAUUUUGCAAAGAAACUUGAAAACAAUAAUGCCGUUUGCAUGAAAUGAAAUACAACAGAGAAGAAUGCGUUGUUCUGCUCACGAAGAUGCUUAGCAUGGAAUGCGAUGUCAAACAUAUGACUGGUUAAAUCGGCUGUCUAAAGUAUGUUCUUCUUGCACGAGAUUUUUGAUGCUUGAAAGUAUCCAAUCAUGUAAUGUUUUGGGAAAAAGUUAUAUACAGUUCAUCUUUAUCGUUCAUUUUGACAAAUAAUAAGCGAUAUUAAAAGGCAUUGUUGACGGUGUCCGUUAUCCGUAAAAAUAAUUUUUUAUUCCUUAAACUUUUUAAACCCAUAUUUAGCAUUUGUCUAACGUUUUUAACCCUGCAGACGAUUAUUCCAUCUAUGCGCAGGUCAUGAACAUGGGUUGAAAAUAUUUUUGGUUUAUGUAAUGCAUGCUGCGAAAUAUCCAACUAAAGUCGCACGCUCUAAGGUUCAUGAAAAAGCCUUAUUUGGCCUUUUACAGCUCCUGCCAGUUCAGUUGAAACCUAGAAAUAAUAUGAACACGGAUUACUUUUUCAGUGUGGGUUGUUUAACCCGUUGGAAAAUGUUCGUAGCGAAGAUGCAGUAACAACACUAUCAAAUAUACAUUAAUCAGCUUCAGAACGUCUAAAAUGAACGCAUCUGCUUAGGUCCGAGCUCCAUUAACGUUGGGCCACCUUUUGGGUCAUCAUUGCAUAUAUCUGUUUUUAAAUCUGACCGUAAAUCACUGUCUUGUUCCCACACCUCAACAUUUGCCAACCCCCACUCGGCCACAUAGACGUAUGCUCUUUCGCCAUUCCGCUCCCCCCUUACGACACGGUGAACAACAACCGAACCCCCCCCCCUAACACCUCCAACGCCGGCGCAUUGGGCCCUGACCUCAUCCCGCAUCAGUGACUAGCCGCCCGCAUUCCCACUGAUUCGCAAUCCCAUCCCCCCGCGUUUUCACCACCUCCAACACUGGGAGCCCUAACGGUUCUUCCUUCCCUCCCCCUGCCCCACGGCCGACCAUAACUAGGUGCCCACCCCUCUCACACAUCAGCUGUCUGUUUGUCGUUGUCUGUCCUGUCGCGCCAGCCGACCUAGUCUGCCGACUUCACUUGCCCUCUGUUCAUUUCGUCCGACGACGGGUCAGGUGUCACCGACUUGAAAAUUUACGAGUACAACUCGAUUUUCCGAAGAGCCUUCACUUAUUCAUAUAUAUGCAUGUUACAUGAUGUGAUCCUCUUGCUGAAGACAUUCCCACUAACAAUUGGGUACCUAUUGCUACAAACCAAGCGAAGGUUCCAGAUAAAAAAUUGUAGAUCCUUUCUUAAACCCAAACCGGAGAUGCGCAAAGUUGCGACGCAUCUUUAUAUGUUUUAUGUGUCUCAAAUCUCUCCUAAAGGUCAGAACCGUCGUCAUAUGUUCCCCUAGCAAGAGCAGAUUAAUCCUGUAUUUGCGCUACCCUAAGUUGAAAGCAGCGUUAAAACGUUUACUGCAUCCUUCAGCGUUUUCACGCUUCUCCUCUCCAGGACAAAUUGGCCGCCAGAUGUUCUUCGUUACCCAGGGCAAACUUGAGGUUCUGGCAGCCGAUGAGGUCAGCGUUAUUGCAACUCUCAGUGCCGGCAGCUACUUUGGAGAGAUCUCCAUCUUGAAUUUCGGCAGUAUCGGCAAUCGACGCACGGCUUCCGUGAGAUCAAUAGGUUACGCGGACCUAUUUUGCCUAUCCAAGGAGGACCUAUGGGAUGUGCUGAGAGAGUAUCCAGCGGCUAAGGAGAGACUCGAACAGGUUGGACUUAGCAGACUUCAGGACGCGAAGGCCCAACUUCAGCUGUCGGCCGCAGACGGAGGUGAGGUGGUUACUUAA